AUGGGAUUCACUUCUAGCUUCUUCCUGCUGGUUGGGCUUGCUGCCUCCAAAGUGCUUGCCCAAGUCAAGGGCUCGCCCACGGGCUUCGCUGCUGGGACCACUGGCGGCGGCUCGGCCACGCCGCAAUAUCCUUCCAGUCUUGCAGAGCUCGAAACAUGGCUUACCGACUCAACUGCACGAGUCAUCAUGAUCUCACAGACCUGGGAUUAUACAAGCUACCAGGGAACAACGUCUACACAGUGCUGCCCAAACACAUGCCAGCCGAAUGGCCAGUUGUGGAUUAUGGAUACUUGUGACUACACCACAAGUGCCUGCACCUACUAUAAUGCGGCGCGCAGCCCCAUCAAGGUCGCCAGCAACAAGAGUCUUGUUGGUGUAGGAAGCAGUGGUGUCAUCAAGGGACGAGGGCUGACGAUUGGCGGAGGAGCCACAAACGUCAUUAUCCAGAACAUCUUUUUCACGGGCCUGAACCCUCAAUAUGUCUGGGGAGGUGACAUUAUCACGCUCGAUGGAACUGAUAAUGUUUGGAUCGACCAUAACAAAUUCUCCCUCACUGGUCGGCAAAUGAUCGUAUCUGGUUGGGGAGCCGGAGGACGCGUAACGAUUUCCAACAAUGAGUUUGACGGCACCACCUCAUGGUCGGCAAGCUGCAAUGGUGAACAUUACUGGACAGUCCUGCUGCUUGGAUUGAAAGACUACUACACCUUUGUCGGAAACUACAUCCACGAUGUCUCGGGUCGCGCUCCCCACAUGGGUACCGACUACGAUGCUUCUGAGAUCAUCUUCCACGGCGUCAACAAUUACUUUAAGAAUAUUGGAGGCCACGCCUUUGACAUUGAUGUCAAUACUUGGGUUCUCCUCGAGGGCAACUACUUUGACAACGUGGACACGCCUAUUACCUCGGGGUCGCUUACCAGCAGCAACCUGUAUUCCGUCGUUAGCGUCGCUGAUGCCAGCGGAUGCACCAGCAGUCUCGGGUACAUCUGCGAGUGGAACCGGUUAUCCAACUCGGGCAGUUUCCCAUCUUCGACGAGCUCGGCAGCAUUGUCCAAGUUGGCUCCGUACAAGAGCUCUUUGAUUGGUCAUUACGGAGUGGCGGACGUGCCCACCACAGUCGUCGCUAAUGCCGGCGUCGGACUCAUGGUCUGUUGUGAUUGGUCACCUAAUUACCAGGUUUAUUACAGGCCGCGCGGAGAUUGGACAGACUCACGCAUCCAUCAUAACGGCGUCUGGAUCAUAAACAUGGCCGACCGCCUUGGCAAGCUCAAGACUGAUCUGACGGGAAUUAUCCGAGCGCGAUCUUAUCAUGAGCAAUUUUCCCGCAAAGGUCCUGCGACCUCCAUUUCCACUGAUGCUCCUUCCCCUCAACGCGUGGAAGUGACUGAAGAGCAAGUCGCGACAAGGCACUCCACUGGUCUUUCCAUAAUCCAGUUUGCCGAGAUAUUUCUCGUCUACCUUGUUAGCCAGUCCACUCAGAUACCCAUAGACGAGUUUCUCACGACCACCAUUCACGACGUUACGAUGCUCGACCAGCUUGUAAAGCGCAAGACUCCAUGGCUUGACAUGCCCUUGGUGUUCUCGGGCAACUACCGAGAAUAUGAGUGUACCCUGGAAGAGACCUGGCAGUGCGACUAUCAACAGGGCUACUGGAGGUUUUGGUACGAAGCCGAUCACAGAUACGCUUUGCCGACUGUCGCCUUCUUUCUUGCCGUCAUCAUUGUCUUCUCCCUAGUCCAUAUCGCCGGCAAUGUGCUCCCACAAAGACUAGUACGGAUAGGACUCUUGGGCAAGACGAGGUCACUCUUUCGAUAUCUUUCUUACCGAACUAUCCGGAUCCCUAUGCUGAACUGGAAUUCGGCGCCCGUCGGCGUGUUAUUGCUUGGGGCCGUUGGCACGAUAUUCUUCUUGGCCAUGACCCUGGGCCCGCAGCCAUACUAUUGGCCCAACACGGAUGAUGUCGACUAUGGAUCCUCCCCUCCCAUUGCCACCAGAGCAGGAUGGAUGGGGCUCGCUUGUAUGCCGUUCGUCUUUGCUACCGCAGGAAAGGCCAACUUGAUUACUUAUUUCACCGGCGUCUCGCAUGAGCGCCUUCAAGUAUUCCACCGCUGGAUCUCGUACGCCUUUUUCGUCCUUGCGCUAAUUCACACGUUUCCAUUCAUUGUGUACAAUUACCGGGAGAACAUGAUGACUGAAAUGUGGAAUGAAAUGGUCUUCUAUUGGACUGGAGUCGUUGCGCUCGUUGCCCAAGCGUGGCUGACUUUUGCGUCGUUGAGUCCCCUCCGGAAUCUGUGCUACGAAUGGUUCAAGUUUUCGCAUUACCUGGCUGCAUUGAUAUUUGUUCUAUUCUUCUUCUUCCACUGCGAUGCUACAUUAACAGCUUGGGACUACUUUGCUGCCACUGGCGUAUUGUUCACUCUGUCAUGGCUGUACCGUCACAUUCGUAUCUAUUUCGAGCACGGCAUUAGCCACCGCGCAGAGCUCAGUCGGGCCUCGAAUGGCUUUAUUCGCGUGGCUAUACCUACCAAGACGACAUGGACAGUGGCGCAGCAUUACUUUGUGCGCAUCAUGGGACUCGGCGUGCAUGAUUGCACAGUCCAUCCGUUUACCGCGUGCUCUCUUCCGUCGACAAAUGCAAAAUACCCCAGCGACGAAAGCGAGCUAGUGUUUUUCAUCAAGCCUCGCGGUGGCUUCACGGCUCGAUUGGCGAGCCACGUUACAUCGAAUCCAACUUUGAGGGCGAGGGUGCUGAUUGAUGGGCCCUAUGGCGGAGUUGACCUCAAAGCUAUUACAGGCAGCCAUCGAAUGCUAGUCAUUGCUGGAGGAUCUGGCGCUGGAUGGGUUUUCCCUUUCAUCACAGCCUUUUUGCAGCGUUUGUCUACCGAAGGGCCUACCACGGAGGGAGCCUCUCGCCCGUCUCUCAGAAUUGUUUUGGCGUCCCGCCAACCUGCUACCGUGUCUUGGUUCGAAAGCGAAGUCCAACAAAUUCUCCAUUCGUUUUCGAUGGAUCAUACAUCAGCCAUUGAGUUGGAGACGCACUACACUGGCUCUGAAGAGAGUGGUCAGAUUUUGGUAUCCGAAAACAUGCAAGAGGUUCCUGAGAAAACUGGCAAAAUGACAUCGAACCAAGUUGAACCAACGGCAAACGCGAGCCUCUCGCCGACAUCUCAGUCCCUUGACCAGCAGCGCAUUCAACACUUUGAAUCGAGGCCCGAUCUAACCAACGUGGUCGCCAAUGAAGCUGGAUCCAUCACGCGUGGCCAGACCUUGAGUGUCUUUGUGUGCGGACCGUUGAGCAUGCAGAGCGAUGUUGCCAAUGCGGUGGCUCACGAGCAGUUGACUCUGGCCAAGACGGGCGCUGGUGACAUUUACCUCCAUUUGGAGCACUUUUCUUGGGCAUGA
Molecule: messenger RNA, 3399 nt
Organism: Pestalotiopsis fici W106-1
Lineage: Eukaryota; Fungi; Ascomycota; Sordariomycetes; Amphisphaeriales; Sporocadaceae
Exons: 10
Coding region: 1-3399 (1132 amino acids)
Biological process (GO): copper ion import; iron ion transport; intracellular iron ion homeostasis
Cellular component (GO): plasma membrane
Molecular function (GO): ferric-chelate reductase activity
Source: RefSeq, a predicted model, not a curated record